AUGGCAGAAAUCAACACCCCUUUCACCUUUACUGUCUGGAGACGUGCACCAGUGCUUAUCCGCCCCACUAAGCACAACAAAGGUGAACUAAAGCUUCUAUCUGACAUUGAUGAUCAAGACGGGUAUCGGAAUCAAAUACCAGUGAUUAUGUUCUAUCGUGGUAAUCCUAAAAUGAGAAAUUAUGAUCCGGUGAGUGUGAUCAAGGAGGCACUAGCAAAGGUUCUAGUCUUUUAUUAUCCGUUUGCUGGCCGACUCAAGGAAGGUCCUGCGAGGAAACUUAUGGUGGAUUGCACAGGCGAAGGUGUGUUAUUUGUUGAAGCUGAUGCAAAUGUAACAUUGGAUCAAUUUGGAGAGGCACUCGUUCCACCAUUUCCUUGUUUUGAUGAGCUGCUUUAUGAUGUUCCUAAAUCUUCUGGCAUCCUCAACUCGCCAUUGCUACUUAUUCAGGUGACACGACUUUUAUGUGGAGGUUUCAUCUUUGCUUUACGACUCAACCACACCAUGAGUGACGCAUUUGGAAUCGUUCAAUUUAUGAGAGCAUUAGGUGAAAUGGCACGGGGUGCAUCAUCACCAUCAACUUUGCCUGUGUGGCAAAGGGAAUUCCUAAAUGCAAGGAAUCCACCACGUGUGACAUGUACUAAUCAUGCAUUUGAUGAAAUCAUAGACACCAACACGGAUAUAACCACACGAAUGAAUAGUAUGGUUUUAAAACCUUUUUUCUUUGGGCCGAUUGAGCUGUCAAACUUACGUAAAUUUGUUCCGAAACACCUGAAAUCUUGCUCUACUUUUGAUGUGGUAACGGCUUGUCUAUGGCAUUGUCGUACCAUGGCUCUCCAGCUAGAUCCUAAAGAGGAGGCUCGGAUUGCAUUUGUUGUCAGUGCGCGUACCAAAUUUAGUCCCCCCCUUCCAAAAGGAUAUUAUGGAAAUUGUAUUGCCAUUACCGUUGCCAUUUCCACGGUCUUUGAGCUAUUAAACAAACCCUUCAGUCAUACAUUAGAGAUUGUGAUGAAGGCUAAAACUUGUGUCAACGAAGAGUACAUGAGAUCUCUUGCUGACAUGUUAGUAAUCAAAGGACGACCCAAUGUCACAAUUUUUCAAAAUAAUAUAUUUUUUGUUAAUGACUUAACACUUGCUAGAUUUGAUGUUGUUGACUUUGGGUGGGGGAAGCCGAAAUAUGGAGGGCCAGGAACAACAGGCCCUCUUGAUUCUGGAUUCUAUUUUCCAUAUACAAACGCUAAGGGAGAGUAUGGAAUUGUGGUACCCAUAUAUUUGCCGAGUGUUGCGAUGGAAAACUUUGUCAAAGAGAUGAAUAAGAUGUUGGCUGAUCGAGAUAAUAAUUUACAUGCUCCUUCCAAACUAUAA
Molecule: messenger RNA, 1362 nt
Organism: Erigeron canadensis
Lineage: Eukaryota; Viridiplantae; Streptophyta; Magnoliopsida; Asterales; Asteraceae
Product: benzyl alcohol O-benzoyltransferase-like
Exons: 2
Coding region: 1-1362 (453 amino acids)
Molecular function (GO): acyltransferase activity, transferring groups other than amino-acyl groups
Source: RefSeq, a predicted model, not a curated record